AUGAAGAAGCAGCUUCCUCCAGACAUCCCGCUGGAUCCUCACUUUAAGCCUCGCUACAAUCCCUGGGAACAGCGACUCUGCGUCUGUCCCAACUCUGACUUCUACGCCGCGCUGAGAUCUGGAAAAGCCGAUGUAGUUACGGACGUCAUCGACACCGUGACAAGUUCGGAAAUCAUUACGGAAGGCGGAACAGUUCUGAGGCCUGACAUUGUCAUUACGGCAACAGGACUUAAGAUCCGCUUCGGCGGUUCCAUAUCGAUAUCAGUUGACGGUGUUCCUGUGGAUCCGAACACAAAGUUUGCCUACAAGGGAUGCAUGUUACAGGAUAUCCCGAACAUGGCCUACGUCUUUGGGUACAGCAACGCCUCCUGGACGUUGGGUGCGGAGGCGAUCGCUUCGUAUCUAGUCAGGUUGUGGCGUAGUAUGGACGCGAAGCGGAUUAGGUCGGUGACACCUCACCCCGAAGACCUUGACAUGAAGCCGACACCCGUAAUGAAUCUUAAGUCCACCUAUUUGCAGAGCGCCAAAAAGGUGUUCCCCAGAUUCGGUACUGGCCUUUGGGCGGCGAGGAAGAAUUAUUUGGUGGACUUGUGGUCAGCAACAGUGGGCGACGUCUUUAGUGGAUUGCAGGUUCAGUAA
This is a messenger RNA of Colletotrichum spaethianum, 639 nucleotides long. RefSeq names its product FAD-containing monooxygenase EthA. The transcript has a single exon. The coding region runs from base 1 to 639 and encodes 212 amino acids. NCBI's taxonomy places the organism in Eukaryota, Fungi, Ascomycota, Sordariomycetes, Glomerellales, Glomerellaceae. The record is from RefSeq and is a predicted model, not a curated record.